Lindgomyces ingoldianus is the source of this 1804-nucleotide messenger RNA. RefSeq names its product alpha/beta-hydrolase. Bases 18 to 1643 code for a protein of 541 amino acids. The transcript has a single exon. The record is from RefSeq and is a predicted model, not a curated record. Lineage: Eukaryota; Fungi; Ascomycota; Dothideomycetes; Pleosporales; Lindgomycetaceae.
CAGGAGCGACGGCGAAUAUGAAGCUCACGAUCUUGUCCCUCCUCACGUUGGCGACCAACGCCGUCGUUGGCCAAGAGGCUAAGCUCCCAAGCUCCGACCCACUCACGGUCCGAACCGCCACAGGCACCUUCACGGGGCUCAUCGAUCCCGAGUUUCCAAACACCCGCCAAUUUCGCGCCAUUCCGUUUGCGAAGCCACCCGUGCUGUCGCGCCGCUGGCUACCUCCGGAGAGGCUGCCGCCAUCGAAUGAGCAUAGCAAUACGACGCAGUUUCCGCCGUCGUGUCCACAGUUUGUAUCAGCGGUACCCAUGUUUUAUAAUUCGGACCUGACCAGGGGUAACACAAUCUACAACCCUAACCCUAACGGCGACCAGAACGACACGUCAGGGCUGGUUGGGACGGCUACUUCUGAGGACUGUUUAUACCUGGCGGUGUGGGCGCCGCAGGUAACGGCGCCGCGUCCUAAUGCCGGGCUCCCUGUCCUCUUCUUCAUGACUGGGGGCGGAUUUAUAAUAGGUGGUAUCGACAUCCCGUGGCAGAUGCCGACGUCAUGGGUCGAGCGGUCGCAGUCGCACAUUGUCGUCACUAUCAACUAUCGACUUAAUAUCUUCGGCUUCCCCUACGCGCGCGGGCUGGCGAACGGCCACCAGAACCUCGGCAUCCUCGACCAGCGCGCUGCACUGGAAUGGGUCCGCGAUAACAUUGCGGCCUUCGGCGGCAACCCGAGCCGUAUCACACAGAUGGGCCGGUCCGCUGGAGCCGUCAGCGCUGAUGUCCAUGCCUAUGCUUUCCCCGAGGACCCAAUCGCGCAAGCCUACUACAUGCAAUCGGGGACAAUCAUGGGUGCCAAUAUUCAGGCCAAGGAUUCGACAUAUUCCAACUUCACGUUCGUAGCGCGUCACUUUGGGUGUGAGAACCCCGGUAGCGACGAGGACGGGGCAACGGAGCUUGAUUGCAUGCGUGGGGUAUCGUUUAAGGAUAUAGUAAAUUUCAUCGGACAGUAUGGCGAUCGGGGCGAGACGCCCGCGCUAAGAUUUAGCUUGGUUCCCGAUGAUCGCAUCGUGUUUACCAACUAUAAAGAGCGAGCAGAGGCAGGUAAUAUUGCACGCCUGCCGGUUAUGAUCUCGAAUACCGCUAAUGAGGCGUCGGCAACUUUCUGGCAACCAAACAUAACCACUAGCCCAGACCAAUCGAUUAUCACCGCCUUAGACAUUGCGGUGAUGGUAUGUCCGACGUUCAACUCGACCGUGUACCGGAAUCGGAUGGGUGCGGACGUGCCCGUCUUCCGUUUCCAGCACGCUGGCACGUUUCCCAAUCUAAACUAUUACACGUGGCUCGGAGCAUACCAUGCCAGUGACAUACCGAUAACCUUCGGGACAUAUCAACUUCUAGACCAUGUAGCAAACACUACCCAGUUCGAAAUUGACGUCAGCUUGUCAAUGCAGGACCAUAUUCUUGCCUUCGUUAAGGACCCGUAUAAUGGCCCACAGAGGACGAUGGGAUGGAAACCAAUGAUUGCCAGUGAUCCGAACGGGGGAGAUCUCAUCCGCUUUGGCGCCCAAGGCAUCGUAUCGCAGCACAUCGAUGGUGUCGAGGUAGAUGGAGUGUGUCUGGGAUUACGAGAAUACGACCCGUUCCCGUGAGGAGUAUUAAUCCGUAAGAUCCAUACCUCGAUAUUAUCCCGAAUGCCGGCCCGGGCCGCCGAGGGGAUUUCACAACGUACGGGUCCUGGAGGCUAGUCCCUAAGUGGUUAGUGUUUUUUCACAACGUCAACAGUGGCAGUAGAUAUGUUAUACUGUACAGU